Musa acuminata subsp. malaccensis (wild Malaysian banana) is the source of this 986-nucleotide messenger RNA. Lineage: Eukaryota; Viridiplantae; Streptophyta; Magnoliopsida; Zingiberales; Musaceae. The record is from RefSeq and is a predicted model, not a curated record.
CCUCCCAACUCGCCCUAAUCCCCCUCGUCGCCGCCAUGUUCUCUCCUCGCCUCUCCUCUCGCCCUUCCCACCACCUUGAUGGUUCGAAUACGAACCGACGUCCGCCUUCUUCGUCAGCGGGUUGCCGCCGCCCAAGAAGCGAUCUCAAGCUUGCUGCUCAUCUUGUCUCCGAUCGAUCCCGACCGCACCGAAGGUGGCGAUGCUUCAUAGGUCUCGGUUCUUGACCUGGAGGCCUACGAUUCGGGAGAUCCGAUCACUUGGAAGAAGGUGUGGGAGAUCGUUUUGUUUGCCAGUCCGGGACGGAGGCUCUGCAUCCACGGCUCGACGAUGAGACCGGUUCUCCAACCAGGGGCCGGGAACGAUUGUUCUGCGAUUGUGUUGAGCCUCAUCGAUGCGAUGGUUACGGGCCUGGGAAGAUGCUGGGACCUCGCCGCCAUAGGGCCGGGAAAUGUUCCUUGCGAUUACCUGUGCCACAUCUUCAUGUUUCUGUCGAUCGCCGCUGCACGACUUCACCUCGGACAUGAUCGCCACUUGGUGUUGCUGAAUUUAUUCAAUCUAAAAGAACCGAGAAACAUUGGCGCUCAUGCAAAGGACAACUCUACAUUGACAUGCUGACUGAAAUCAGUAUAAUGAAAUGCCCUCAAAUACCAGAGCAAUUAACAUUUUAGUAGUAGAAUUACCCUUCCAAUUAUUGGAAGGAACACAAAGGCAUGUCGGGCAGUUUAAUGGUUAAACACAGACUUUGUUGUUUAAUGCUCGCGGUGUUGAUAGGGACUGGAGCUGUGUAACUAUUGCUCGAUGGCCAUUCUCGUUGACAAAGACAAAGCAGGAAUACCGUCAGGGGGGCGGAAGUAACAUUACGCUUCACCCCCUGGUAGAAACUACCAGUCAGCAAUCAUCAUACAAAAGGGGAAUCUGUGGAGAACCAUGACAAAAUACAGGUUUGUACUUCAUAUCUGCCUUAGUAUUCUUACAAGAGAAAUGUG